Molecule: messenger RNA, 9939 nt
Organism: Manacus vitellinus (golden-collared manakin)
Lineage: Eukaryota; Metazoa; Chordata; Aves; Passeriformes; Pipridae
Gene: ZFYVE26
Product: zinc finger FYVE-type containing 26
Exons: 40
Coding region: 146-7756 (2536 amino acids)
Biological process (GO): regulation of cytokinesis; mitotic cytokinesis; double-strand break repair via homologous recombination
Cellular component (GO): centrosome; lysosomal membrane; midbody
Molecular function (GO): phosphatidylinositol-3-phosphate binding; metal ion binding
Source: RefSeq, a predicted model, not a curated record
UGGCGGCGGCCAAGAUGGUGGGGCUCUGGGGCGGAGGUGCCGGGGCCGUGCAGUAGAACCCAGCGCCGCCGGCGGCCGCGCCUGCCCCUGUAGGGAACGCGGCAUCGCCUGCGCCUGUGUCACCCCUGCCCCUCGUCCUGGGAAGAUGCAUUCUUUUGGGAGCGAAGAAGCAGUCUCGCUGGAGCGUCUCUUUGGGUUCUUCUGCGAGUGCGUGCGGCAUGGGUACUGGGAGCUGGCGCAGGCCUGUGUGCCCCAGCUGAGCCAGGGGCACGGCGAUGGCCCUGGGAAGGUGGAGGCAAUUCUUCAGGCUCUGGUAGCUUGCCCCGUGGGGGUGAGAGGGGGACAGAAUUCUAGCCCAUGGAGAACAGCAUGGCUUUGGCUUCUUGUGCUGGAAAAAUGGCUUGCCAGGAAUAAGAAAACUGUUCCAGUUGUUCUUCAGAGAGAAACUGAAUUUUUAGUGUUCUUGGAAGAACUACAGAAGGAUAUUUCUGAGGAAGUCCUAAAGGAGCUGUUUGAAGCAUUUGAGUGCACCCAGAACGAGCACAUCACAGACAGCAAAAGAAGAGAUGACUGCUCUCACAAAUUCAGUUUGGAUGUUGUUUCAGCUCUCCGGAAGCUUUUGGUGUGGGCUCCCCAGAGGGCAAAAGCCCUGCUGGAGUUCUUCCAGGAGGAACAAGGCACACACAGCUCUUCACUCCAGCAGUAUCGCGCUCUACAGAACAUCUUCGUUGAAUUUCUUUGUGACUCCUUGAAAUCUCUGCAGAGGCUCCAGGGCAGUUCUGAGAUUUCAGCCGGACUAGAUCAAAGAGAACUAGUAGAUACAAUUUAUGCUGCUCUCAGUAUAGUGACUUUUGAUGUAGAGCAUCAGGCAGAUGAAGUAAGGCACCUAUUCAGGGAGCUCUUGGAUGUGUGCUGGGCUGAGGGAAGCCCACUGAGGGAGGAGAAGCUACUAAGCUGUAUGCUGAGGAAACAGAGCCAUGGCCUGUUAAGCCUUUAUAGCAGUGUUCUCACAGAAAGAACAAGAGAAAAGUUUUUGUUGUCAAAAUCUAUACAAAAAGGUUCAUCUGAGCAGCUGGAUACAGAGCGAACUGUGAUGAGUUUGUUCUCAGAUCCCAUAGAAGCUUCUUCUUGGAAGACAACCUAUUUCUACUGCUUGAGCAGCAGCAAGCACUUUCUGGAACAGAUUCUGGUGACUGCAUUAACUUUACUGAAAAGAGAAGACUACUCAAGCCUGAACAGUUUGUUGAGGAGAGAAUUCAACCCCCUUAGCCGUCUCUUGGUGUUGCUAGGAUGGACUCAUUGUCAAAGCUUGGAAUCAGCAAAAGCAUUGCUAUGGACUCUACACAAAACUCAGGAUCUGUGCAAUGAUUCAGUAUUGAAAGAUUUUUGUGAUGGGCUGUGGGCUCAUGUGGAAGUUCUUGAAUGGUGCAUGCAGCAAAACAGUAUUACUGUCCCAAGGAAGGUUCUUUUGCAACACUUGCACAGUCUGGAUUGCCACACUGCGGUGUACUCUCUGCAUCAUCUCACUAAUCUUCUGGCACUGAAUGAAGACGAUGUUAUUGAGCUUCUUCAAAAGGUUCCUGCUAGAGACCAGGCAGCAACACUCGCUAACACCCUGAGUCAGCAGCGCAAUCUGGCGCUCUUCCGAGCGUUUUGUGCCAUGAAGUAUGCUAUCUAUGCUCUCUGUGUGAAUUCACAUAAGCAUUCCAAGUGCAAGGAUUGCAUACGCAGCCUUUUUGGUCAUAUCCCUGAGGAUGCAACUUCUGAGGAACCAGCAGAUUGGUCUUCAGUAUUUCCUCAGUACAUUUUGAAGUGUCAGCAGUUUUUAAGGAGCGUUCCUGCUCCUCUGCGCCUGGAGGUUUUGGAGAAUAUUUUCUCCUUACUUUUUGUUUCCUACAGUGAUCUCCAUACUGAGACUCUUCUACCUGAGGACUAUGCAGAGGAUGAAGACCUUGACAAAAAGAGUACUACUAGGACUGUAGAAGGCAGUGCUAGUUGUUGGUCUUCCACCUCAGAAAGUCCACAGCACCUAAUAGAGGCUGAAAAGAAGUUAGAGGGGCACCUGCUGACUGCACAGACAGUUCACACAGAUACCCGAGAUCUUUGUGACUCGAUGUUAGGUGGCAAAAGCUGUGAAACCUCUAAGCUGAGCUACCUGGAUCUUAAGCACUUCACCAAUGAUGUUACUGGAUUUUUAGUGGAUGAUGUGGCCAUGGAUGCCUUCCUCACGUUGCUUCUCAACCAUCUGGAAGAAAUUCAGAGUUCUUUCCCAUGGGACUCCAGUAAUGUGCUUCAUGAAGAGCUGGAGCUUUUUGAGUGCUUGAACCUUUCUGCAAGCAGAGAUGCCUUUGGAAAUCGCAUGUUACAGUUUUCCAAAUACCUUUCUGAAGCUCACUGGCGAUUCAAGGUGGUGACAAGUAACAGAAAUGCAGAACAUCAGCUUGCAGCCUCCAGGAGAUACUGCUCUUUAAUCAGGUGCUCCAGCCUUAAGAAACGGAGUAGAUCUCGAAGGUACAAGACAGAGGGAAGUACCAGUAGUGUGUCUGGCUCGAGUGAUUUGGAAAGCAGAGCUAGACCACAUCAGCAGAACCCCCUCAUUCCUAUGAUGCUUUCCCCUCCAGAAUCACUGUUAGUUUCUUGUGUUUUGAGAGGAAACUUCUUAGAAGCCCAUCAGGUGGCUUUGAUGUUUAAUCUGGAUACUUCCCCUUGCUAUGGUGAAUUAGUUUUCAUGGAGCGUUACCAAGAGGCAGUACGAGAAAUGGCAAGAGUGGAGCACAACAUUGAGAAUCAAGUAUCAGAUGGCACUGGAGGCAUCAGGAAAUCUGGCAGUGGCCGUUCAACUCUGCAAGCUAUUGGGAAUGCAGCAGCAGCUGGUAUGGUAUUUUAUUCCAUCUCGGAUGUUACUGAUAAAUUGCUUGCAACUUCUGGAAGUCUUGCCCCUACUCUCCAAGAAAACUUCUGGAUCAGGAACAUCCAGCUGGAGCAUACUGAUCCUCUGCGGGAAGCCCUUGAGGACCUCAGUCCUUCAGCAAUGGCAGCGUUUGACCUAGCUUGUACUCAGUGCCAUCUUUGGAAGACGUGCAAACAACUUUUGGAGACAGCAGAAAGAAGACUGUACCACAGCCUGGAAACUCGGGGCCACCGACCUGACUUUGUCUUACUGCACUCUGAGGGUGUAAAAGGUUUCCCAGCAGUUCUCCAGCAAAUAAGUAAAAUUCUCAACUAUUCCUGCACAUCACAAGGUCAAUCCAAGCCAGAGUUCUCAGAUGAGAAAAUAGGGAGUCAUUUUCGAUGCAGUAUUGUAGACCUUCUGCAAGCUUGCUACCCUGCCUUGACUGAAGAAAGUAUUACUAAUGAAAUUGUUUUAUCACAAAAUCUGGAUCAAAUCCUAAAAGCACUGACACAUGUUGAAUGUUCUGUGGACUCUAAAGGGAGUCUUCUUGGCACCUUGAUGGAGCAGGGCUCUCUCAAACCUGCAGAGCUGGAGAAGCACCUUGUUUGGAAUCAAACACAGCUUCUGCUGAGAACUCUUGACCAACAUGCCCAAACCAUGCCAGAGAGCAACACACAGACAAAUUUUGUGAAGGCCUUCCUUGACUACAUCACUACACUGGCUGCUGUUGUGCUACGAAGCCUGAAUGCAGAGCUAGAUACAUCUUCAGAAGUUAAAGUGGGGAACCCUUUCAUACUGUUGCAGCAGAGUCCAUCUCAGCUGCUUUCCCAUCUUGUUUUUGAGAGGCAAGUUCAUCCUGACAGACUUUCUUCUCUCCUGGCUAAAGAAGAGCUGAACUUGAAUGUGCAGCAGGUUAUUGUUAACUGUUGCUGUGAACGUCUGUCCUUGUGCAGUGCAAGGCAAAACAGCCAGGCAAAGUCUCUUCUGACGAACCUCAGCAACUUGGCACACCAUUGUGCCUACCAGUGCCUGCCAGAUGUUGAAAUACCUAUUCACAAUUCUGCAGUGACCUCUGAGGAUAUCUCCACUCAGGCCCCAUCCUCUCUGAAUGACUUGAGCCAGCACACACUGACUGCCUCCUCCCUGGACUUCCUAAAGUCUCAGUCGAAGCUAAUGGCCACAGUGGCGUGUCUAAGUGCAUCUAAUAUACAGAAAAUUCACAAAUCAAGUUUGUCUUGGAUGGAGUUUCGGGGCAAACGGGAGGUGCCCUUAGGUUUGGAACAGAUUUCCAAGGAGUGUGAGGCGUUGUUGAAGCAGUUCCCAAUAUUGGAACGAUUUUUUUUUGCUAUGAUUGAGCCCCUUCAGAAUCAAGAGGAAGGUAACAGUUUGGCUACUGUAUUCUCUGGCAAGAUAUACAUAUCUCUGGUUCUCCUAGGAUUACAUUCCACUACAGCUGUUAAAGUAUUAGCAGAAGUCUUUGAACAAACUCUGGCUGCAAAGGAUUGGGACAGGGCUCUGAAGGUCUUGGAUCUGUAUAGUCAGGAUGUGGAGGAAGUGGUCAAUGUGAAGGAUGCUGUGCUGAGCUCUGCAGCUGCUGAAGAUAAGGAUGGUUGGCAAUACUUGUUCCCAGUAAAAAAUGCCGUGUUGAGAAGUAGGCUGGCCCUGCGCUGUCUGGACAAAUGGCCCCUUGAUGCCUGUUUGGAAAUCCUAGCUUAUUGCAUCUCUGACCAGGGUGUAACCAAUGAACUGAAAGCCAGUCUGCAGAGCAGGAAGAAAGAACUUCAGGUUUAUCAAAAGAUUUUGAAUGUGCAAAAUGAACCAUUGUGGAGUGACUGGCAGGAUCUGAAAAAAGCCUGCAGUGAUGACCCCCAGACUGUCAUGAAUAUCAUUCUGAAAGCAAAGGAUUAUGAGCUGUGUGAGGAGUGGGGACACUUAUAUCCUGUCCCAAGAGAAGACUUGAUCAACCUGCACCAUGAGCACCUUCUCCACUUACUGGAGAUGGGAGACAUGGAGAAAGCAUUGCAGCUCUUACAAAGAAUUGAAGACCCUGGUAUUUGCCUUGCCAUCAGUGAACAGUGCCUUGACCAGCUUCCAAACUUGGCAGCCUCUCACUUCUUGGCUGAUUACCUCACAGCUCACUUCUACGCGAGUUUGACAACAGCACGCCGCAAUGAAAUCCAGGCACUCUACAUAGGAUCCAAGGUGCUGCUGACUCUACCUGAGCUCUCCCGUGUUAACUACUUCCACCUCUCUUCAAGACCACUGCUCAUGCUGGAACAGCUCCUCAUGAAUAUGAAGGUGGACUGGGUAGCUGUCGCUGUGCAGACACUGCAUCAGCUCUUGGCUGGGCAGGAAGUUGGUUUUACUGUAGAAGACAUUAACAAUUUGCUUUCCAAGUAUGCAGAAAAAGCUCUCAACUUCCCUUUCACAUUAAAAGAAAAGAGAUCAGAUUCUCUGAUACGUAUCCAAGACAGUCUCAAUCAGGUAUUGGAGUGUGAAGCAUCAUCUAAGUCGGGAUCAUCGGAACUAUCUCCUGUCAGCUUUACUGGUGUAACCAUAUCUGCAAGUCCCAGAGACAGGAGUCUGCAGCAGAAUUUGUUUCCUCAAGAAUUUGUGCCUCCUGAGAAGCCACCACCGAAGCAGCAAUGGAUACCUGAUGACACUGAAACGAUAUGUAUGGUUUGCAAAACUGAACGCUUUACUAUGUUUAACAGGCGCCAUCACUGCAGGCGCUGUGGGAGGCUGGUGUGCAGCUCUUGCUCCACCAAGAAAAUGGCAGUAGAAGCUUGCAGAGAAAAUCUGUCUCGUGUGUGUGAUCAGUGCUAUGGCUACUGCAACAGAGAAGGUCUGCCUGGCUCGGUGCAAGACACAAGCCGAAUAGAAGAAGAUCAGGACCAAGUGGAAGAAACUUCUAAUAAUGAAUAUUCCACAGUAGUGCGAACACCCAAGGCAACUGAGCUGGAAUGGAUUUUUUCCCUGAAUGAAGAGGAGAAUGAAAUUGUACGCAGUGAAUUUUAUUAUGAACAGGCUCCCAGCUCUUCCUUGUGCAUUGCCAUCCUUAGCCUGCACAGUGACAGUGUAGUGUGUGGCCACCAACUGAUAGAACACUGCUGCAAGUUGUCCCAGGGGCUCACUAAUCCUGAGGUGGAUGCUGGUCUCCUUAUGGACAUCAUGAAACAAUUGCUCUUCAGUGCCAAAAUGAUGUUUGUAAAAGCUGGAAGGAGCCAGGAUCUAGCUCUCUGUGACAGCUACAUCAGCAAAGUGGAUGUGUUGAAUAUUUUGGUUGCUGCUGCCUACCGUCCUAUACCAUCUUUGGAUCAGAUUCUUCUCCCAGCAGCAGUAACAAGAUUAAGAAAUCAGCUUCUGGAAGCAGAGUACUAUCAACUAGCUGUAGAGGUUUCUACAAAAUCUGGAUUGGAUCCAGGUGGAGCAUGGCAUGCCUGGGGCAUGGCUUGCCUUAAAGCUGGAAAUUUAAGUUCAGCAAGAGAGAAGUUUAACCGAUGUUUAAAGCCACCUAUGGACCUAAACCAGCUGAACUAUGGUUCAAGGCUUGUCCAGGAUGUGAUACAGUACCUGGAGGCCACAGUGAAGCCGAUACUCAUUGCAGAUGAUGAUUACUUUGCCACAUUGAGGGAACUUGAAGCAACACUGAGAACAAGAAGUCUGUCUCUGGAGAUGAUGUGUGAGGGGAAGAUUCAACACAACAGCUACUAUCAGGAGUGCUUGUUCUAUUUACAUAGUUAUGGCACUAAUCUGGCAAUAAUAAGCUUUUAUAUGAGGCAUGACUGUAUGAGAGAAGCACUGCUUCACUUGUUAAAUAAGGAAUCCCCAUCAGAAGUAUUUAUUGAAGGGAUCUUCAUUCCAAGUUAUGAAAGUGGAAAACUGCAUAUGCUGGAGAACUUACUGGAAACCAUUGAUCCAGGAUUGGAGAGCUGGGGAGUUUACUUGAUUGCAGCCUGCAAACACUUGCAAAGAAAGAACUAUUACCAUAUUCUGUAUGAGCUGCAACAGUUCAUGAAGGAUCACGUCCGUGCUGCCAUGACCUGCAUUAGAUUUUUCACUCAUGGAGCAAAGUCUUACACUGAACUGGGAGGAAAACAGACGUGGCUUCUAAAGAUCAAGGACCACCUCAAAGUCUACCUGCAGGAGGUCUCAAGAAGUUCAGGAAGGAAAAAAAUGGCAUUCACUUUUCGGAAGAAAAUGUCUGCUACAGAUGUGUCGAGGCACAUCAAUACAGUUGAUCUGCAGAUGGAAGUAACAAAAUUCCUGCAUCAGUGUGAGAGCUCAGGAACAUCUCAAAUGACAGGUUCCUCCUUGCCCACACUCUUUGGAAACAAUAACAUGAAAAUGGAUGUUGCUUGCAAGGUCAUAUUGGAAGGCAAAAACAUUGAGGAGGGGUUUGGGAUUGCAUUUAGAGUUCUCCAGGACUUCCAGCUGGAGGCUACAGAAGUGUACAGCAAAGUGGCCAAGCAGCUGGUGAAGCAGCAGAAGUACAGUGAGAUCCGGCAGCUCCUGAAGUGUGUCAAUGAGUCUGGAGUGGCAGCAAAAAAUGAUGGGGAUAACAUUAUCCUGAACUGUCUAAAUGAGUUCAAGAACAUUCCCGCUGAGGAUCUCGAUAAUCUGAUUCAGGAUAUGGACAGUGAUGAAAACAAGAUCCAGGCCUACGUGAUGUGUAACAAGCUGCGCUCUGCCUAUCUGGUGUCGGUGAGGCAGGAGAAGGGCAGAGCGGUGCAGCUGGUGCAGCACGUGCGGCAGCUGGCCGAGAGCAGCGGCGACGACGUUGUGAAGGCCAUCUGUGCCCAGUGGCUCUCUGUGCACCAGCCCAAGAUGAAAAAUCGGCUUGCCCAGGGCACCAGGAAGUAAUAAGUAAUUGACAUUUGCCAUCAUACAGGAGGAAAAGGCUUCAAGACAGCUCAAAGGUUUCUGGUUCAGUACUUCUCGGUAAAAUGGAAGUCUCUUGACUCAUGCUGGUGGGAAAUGGAUGCUGCUAAUGUGCCUUUGGUGGGGAGGGAGCUAAAUUACAAGUGCCAGUCCUGUAUUUUGACACAGUCACUACCUCAGGGUGUUUUUUGACUCUUUUUCUGACAGAGGUGGGGGAGGCAGUUUCAAACUGAACAAGCAAGGAUUUAGGUGUAUGGAGAGAGCACUUCUCUUUCUGUUUCUGAUUUUGGUUUUUGUUUUUUGUUAGUUUUUAAUUUUUGGGGGGGGGUUGAUAUUUUUUGAAAAGCACUGAACUUAAUAAUAUGGGCUUUUUUAAUCCAGAAAACAUGUAGAGAGGACAGAAAAAUUUUAUCAACUCAAUGUAGCCUAGAGGAUAAACUUUCUGAUUAUGGGUUUCCUGUAAAAAUUUUCAAGAUUGGAGAGAUCUUACAAAGACUAAAAUUCAGAGAUUUUUUAAGCCUCUAUACAAACCAUUGCUACUUUUUUUUUUAUUCCCUUCACUAGUACAAUAUACCCAGUUUCUUUAGUUUGUUUGAAAAGGUAGGAACUGAUUCUUUAUAGCAGGUUUUGUACUUACCAGUUACACUGUGUGAUGUGUGCCAUACAUAUGGCACUUCAGCCCUUACUAUAUGAAUGAAGCUAUAAAGGGCAUAUGCUGUAAGGGGAGUACAAAGGGAAAAUAAGCCUUUAAAAUAUCUGAAAAAUCACGUACCUCUUUCUUUGCUAUGGCAAUACCCAAAAAAUUGUUGUCAUGCAGCUUUAUGACUGAGUAGUUGACAGUAAACUUCCACAGUUUUUCAUCAGGUAUGGCAGAGAAUAUUUGAUAAAGCAAGCUGUGGCAAAAUUUAACAGGUGGUCUUCUAUCCCUGUCACACAGGGAUUUAUUUAUUUAUUACCAGGAUAAUCUGUCCCUGUUAAGUACAAUAGAACACCAAACUGGACCUGCUGUAUAGACAGGCUUUGCUCUGGAAGUGUUAGGUUAAUCAGUUUUAUGAAAAAAGCAGCCGUCUUCGUGUAAUGGCCGUGUAAUGAGGGAUGCUGAAAAAAGCAGCUGCUUCCCUGCAACUGUGAUUGGGACGUGAAAAAUUGGCAGAAGUGUGGUAGACAGUAGUAUGACCUUCAAAGAAAAGAAAACCAGAACAAAACAUGGCAUUCCACAACAGUUUGUCUUUACUGUUUACAUGUAUUUCAGCAGAAGUAGGAAAACUAAUUCACUUUUUUGUUAAAAAGUUGUUUACUUCAAAAGAAAUGACAGGUUUUCUGAAGUGUAACCGAAUUGUAAAUAGUUUUAUUACAUAAAAUAAUUGAGACUGUCAAGUAAGAGUUUUGCACUAACCCCAAGCUCACUGUAAUGAAAGAACAGACUUCCAUGGUAUUGGAAAGGAUUUGGUCCAUCUUCAGGGUUUCAAGAGCAGUGCCCCACUGACACAAACACCUCUCUUUGGAGGCACUCUGCUCACCAGAGCAGAGCUAGAAAUGUCUGAGUAAAGCGGUCAGAAAUGACCACAUGGAGCUUUCAGAAUCCCUUGACCACAGAUUUACAUUAUCUCAUUAGUGAGCAGUACUAAUGAAAGCUUUUGUUUCCUUGGCCAGACUGACGUAGCUUUCCAUCAGCUUACAGCUGUUAGGCUAAUCCUAAAACGUGACACUACCUAUGUCUUCAAUCGUUUUUAAAUCUCUAAUUAUGGGGAGGAGGUUUUACUGCUUGUGGGUAUCCAGAUCUGCAUUUCCGCUAACACCUUCUUUUCUGCUCGAGUUCCUUCAGCUAUACAGAGCACAGAGAGUGGAGUUUGCUGUGCAGACCUGUCAGUUCCGUACCUGCCUUUCUUCCUGACCUCUUUGCACUGUACCUGAUGCACUUUAUAUAGUGUUUGCUGUAAUUUGAUGUUCUUAACCCAGAAUCAUAGGGAUCUUUCUCAUACCAGCAGAACCUGGAAUUUUGAUCCUGACUAACUGCCUUGUGUCACGAGUAGUGGAAUUAUCAAGGGGGCUUGAAUUUUUGUCAGCAAAAAGGGAUUGACUACUGCCAGUUAAAAAGAACUUCUCUGUUAAUGACUAAGGUUUGUUUACAGUGAUAAAAGAGAAUAAAAUAUUGUGACUGUUAA